Messenger RNA from Lepidothrix coronata (blue-crowned manakin), 3904 nucleotides. It is a transcript of the gene SMC6, whose product is annotated as structural maintenance of chromosomes 6. Gene Ontology annotation, biological process: double-strand break repair via homologous recombination. Gene Ontology annotation, molecular function: damaged DNA binding; single-stranded DNA binding. Bases 293 to 3580 code for a protein of 1095 amino acids. The transcript is spliced from 28 exons. NCBI's taxonomy places the organism in Eukaryota, Metazoa, Chordata, Aves, Passeriformes, Pipridae. Gene Ontology annotation, cellular component: site of double-strand break; nucleus; Smc5-Smc6 complex. The record is from RefSeq and is a predicted model, not a curated record.
CGGGUGCCCGCCCGUGCCGGCGGGAAGCGGGUGAGGAGCGGGAGCGGCGCCGCCCGGGUGUUCCAGCCGCCAAGGGGCUCCGCGGGUGCGGGGAUCCUGCCAGGUCCUGCGGUGUUGGGAAAAGCAAUAGAGAAAGAGUUCGAUGGAACAGCAGACUGACUGAAUGUUUGUCUUCAUAUUUGGAUGAUGGAUAUAUGCCAAGAGCGUAGAAGGGACUGUUUCCUGGUCUUUAUUAUUUAUGCAUGAAGGCAUGUUUAUGUAGUAAACCGAAAGUAGCAUAGCAAAAGCACUCAUGGGUAAGAGAAAGCAGGAAAGUAUUUCAAAGCCUGGAUCCCAGAAAAGGCGGAGACAAGAAUACAUAGAUGAACAUAGUGAUGAGUCUAAUGAAGAAGAAAAUUUAGAGUCAUCCGCUGAUGGUAAUGCCUCCUCACAGUUGACUGCCGGUGAAGUUGGGAUAAUUGAAAGUAUCCAGCUGAAGAACUUCAUGUGCCACUCAAAUCUGGGGCCUUUUCAGUUUGGAUCAAAUAUCAAUUUUGUUGUUGGAAGCAAUGGAAGUGGAAAAAGUUCUGUUUUAACUGCUCUUAUUGUUGGACUUGGUGGAAAAGCUACUGCAACUAAUAGAGGUUCCUCAUUAAAAAUGUUUAUUCGAGAUGGAGAGACUUCUGCAGAUAUUUCCAUAACUUUGCGAAACCAGGGCAGAGAUGCAUUUAAACCAGAAGUGUAUGGUAACUCUAUUAUUGUGAAUCAGCGCAUUAAUCAGGAAGGAAGCAGAAGUUACAAACUGAAAAGCAAAUCUGGAACCUUAAUUUCUUCAAAGAAAGAAGAACUCGUAAAAAUACUGGAUCAUUUUAAUAUACAGGUAGAUAAUCCUGUGACUAUUUUAACCCAAGAGAUGAGUAAGCAGUUUUUACAGACUAAAAGUGAAAGUGACAAGUAUAAGUUUUUUAUGAAGGCAACUCAGCUGGAACAAAUGAAAGAAGACUAUUCAUGUGUUGAGAAAACUCAACAGAAUACACGUAUUCAGAUAGAACAAGGAAGAGAGCGUCUUGAAGAACUUAGGCAGAUUUAUUUAGAAAAAAAGGAACUCUACAAAAGCAUUGCAUUUGUGAAUGACAUGCGAAGACGUCUUGAAGAGUUGAAACAUAAUAUGGCAUGGGCAGUGGUGAGUGAGAUGGAAAAAGAAAUAGAGCCAAUCAAAGAAGGCAUCAAGGCUGAAGAAGCAAAUACAGAGUUUAUUCAGAAGGUAGAAGAAUGGCAGGUAAAAGUGAAUGAAGCAGAAAAAAAGUACAAAGCAAUACUAGACAGAUUAGAAACAGUAAGUGAAGAAGCACAAGCCCUUCAUCCUCAGUGUAUUUCUUUGAAGGCUGAAGUGCAAGCAAAAAGAAAAGCAGUCAAUGAAAUCGAGGUGGUUUAUAAUCGUUUCAAAACGGAGUUAAAACGUCUGGGAAAAGACGACGAACAGCUGUGUAAACGAAUCGAAGAACUGAAAAGCAGUGCUAAUCAGGUUCCAGAGCCUGAAAAAUUGGAAAGACAAAGGAAAAUUGCGCACUUAAGGGAACAGUUAAAGGCAUUCCGUGACGAAGAAAUACUGAUUGCUCAGCAGAUGGAUCAGUUUCAGCAGGCUAUAUAUAAGUGUAGGGAAGAACAUGCCAGGGUCAGGAGAGAAAACGCUGAUGCGCAACAAGCACUGGAUGCCAAGCAGAAACAGCUGAGAGAGCUGAAAGACAGUAAAACAGAUACUUUGAAAAGAUUUGGACCACAUAUACCAGGAUUUGUUGAAGCAGUUGAAACAGCCUAUAAGCAAGGGCACUUUAACAAAAAACCUCUUGGACCUAUAGGUGCUUUCAUUCAUCCAAAAGAUCCUGAACUGACCUUGGCUGUCGAAGCCUGUUUAAAGGGCCUAGUUCAUGCAUUUUGCUGUGAUAAUCAUAGCGAUGAAAGAACUCUACAGUUACUGAUGUCAAAACAUUAUCCACAUGGAUUUAGACCGCAAAUAAUUGUAAAUAAAUUCCAGAAUAAAAUUUAUGAUGUUAGACCGAGAGCUGUUUAUCAUCCAGAAUUCCCAUCAGUACUGACAGCAUUGGAAAUAGAUCAUGUAAUGGUUGCCAAUUGUUUGAUCGAUGUGAGGGGUAUAGAAAAAGUCCUGCUGAUUAAAAGCAACCGUAGAGCUCGUGAGGUAAUGCAGUCCAGUCAUCCCCCAGCAAACUGUAAAGAAGCUUUCACUGGUGAAGGUGAUCACGUCUUUGAAAGACGGUAUUACUCUUCCAAUUACUCCAGACCCAAGUACCUUAGUCAAGAUGUUGAAGCAGAAAUAAGUCACUUGGAUAAAGAGAUUGAAAGCAAAAGGGCACAGCUGACAGCAUCUCAGCAACGUUUAUAUUCCAUUGAAAAUGAGAUUAGGCAAAAUGAAGAUCAUCUUUAUGGUCAUCGACGACACCAAAAAGAACUACAGAUAAAAAUAAGAACAACAAAUGGAGAAAUAGUAGAUCUUGAAAAUGUGGAAGAACACCAGUCAGUGGACAUCCGUAUAUUACAAGAUGAAGCUGAAGAAAAUAAGGCUAAGAUGGAAUCUGUAAAAGAAGACAUGCAACUACAAAGCAGAAAAAUGGAAGAACUGAAAAAUAUUCUCCUGGAAGCUGAAAAAAAAUUAAAAGAAGUGAAAGAAAAAAUUCAUGAAGUAGAAGUUGUUGCUGGUCCAAUUAAGGAUGAAUUAAACCAGGCUGAGUCAGAAAUGGAAAGCAGUAAACGCCAUUUGCAGCACUAUGCAGACAAACAGAAAGAACACUUGGCUUGCAUAGAAAAGCUCAAAGAAUUGCUGGCUGCCAAAGAAAAGGAACUAGAGGAAAAAACGGCGCAGGCCAGGCAAAUCUACCCGGAGCGCAUCCAGGUCAGCAGGACUGUUAAGAGCCUUGAUGCAGAAAUGAAUCGCUUCAGAGAGAAGAUAAAAUCAGAAACUAGUCUCCAUGGAAACAGAGAAGAAAUAAUACAGCAAUUUCAUGAUGCAAAGGAAAGAUAUGAGGAUGCAAGCAGUAAAGUAAAGAAUUUAAAGAAAUUUUUUAGAGUGCUGGAAAGAAUCAUGGCAGAGAGGGUCAAAGCGUAUCAGCAAUUCCUACGUAUCCUUUCUAUACGGUGCAAAAGCAGCUUUGAGGGAUUAUUGCAUGUUCGAGGUUGCUCUGGAAAAAUACUUUUUGAUCACAAGAAUGAGACACUUUCCAUAACUGUUCAGUUUGGAGAUGAAGACAAAGCUUCCCUCACUGAUUUGAGAGCCUUAUCAGGAGGUGAACGUACCUUCUCCACAGUUUGUUACAUUCUUUCUCUGUGGAACAUCACGGACUCUCCUUUCAGAUGCUUGGAUGAAUUUGAUGUCUACAUGGACAUGCUUAACAGAAGAAUUGCCAUCGAUAUGAUUCUGGAGAGGGCUAAUUUUCAGCAGUAUCGACAGUUCAUUUUGUUCACUCCCCAAAGCAUAAGAUCUCUGCCUAAGAGUCCCCAUAUUCGAAUUCUCUGCUUGCAAGACCCCGAAAGAGGCCAAAGACAAUUGAAUUUCCAAAAUAGGACAGACUGUGAUGAAGAUCAAUAAGUAUCUCUCUGUGAAUAUGGCAUACUAUUGAGCACAAAUGUGGAAUAAUAUAUAUAAAGUUAUUGCUUCCUGAUGCUGAAGAAGGGGAUGUUUUGUUAGAUACUCUCAGGAAGAUCUUUCUGUAUUGUUAUUAUUAAUUUUUAAAGAAUUUACUUUGUGUGUGCACAGACCAAGAAUAGAUAGAGUUUGUAUGAUGAGAAAAUUUUCAAUGUUCAGUUGAUAUUUUUAGCUACCAACUAAUAAAAUUUUUUUAUCAGUUGUUCUGUUUUUUCUUCUGGAAAAGUUGAAAUAUAUUUUGUAUAACUAUUAAGUAAUAUUUUAAUA